Triticum turgidum subsp. durum (durum wheat) is the source of this 1071-nucleotide messenger RNA. The record is from the annotation of a GenBank genome assembly. NCBI's taxonomy places the organism in Eukaryota, Viridiplantae, Streptophyta, Magnoliopsida, Poales, Poaceae.
AUGGAGGCCGCCGGAGGCGGGGAGGCGGAGGCGGCGGAGGAAGAGCAGGUGAUGAGCGAGGUGCACCUGGGCUGCCCGCCCCGCUUCCCCGGCCUCUUCCUCUCCCGCUUCACCUUCUCCUCCCGCCCCCUAGACCCACCCGGAGGCGACGACGGCGAGCGCAGCGAUGGGUGCGAGCUGGUCGCAUCAACGAGCAGUUCAUGUGAGCGGGCGAGUGGCUCGCCGGACGCUGUCGCCGUGGACGCCGACGGGGACCUCGUUCUCGACCGGAGAACAAGAAGGAUUGGAGACAGAAGAAGAAGAAGCGAGGAUCUUGUGCUCACCGUGCAGCACGGCGUCACCUCAUCUCUGCGGAGCGUCGGGCUUCAGGUUUGGAAGGCGGCCAUGCUGCUAACCGACUUUGUGCUGCACAAGAGCUUCACGUCGUCUGAAUUCGACGGUGUUACUGCCAUGGAGAUCGGUGCUGGCACAGGUUUGGUCGGGUUGGCGCACGCUCGAGUUGCCAGAAGAAUUUUCAUUACAGAUCGAGGCACUGAUAUCCUCGAUAAUUGCUUGGCUAAUGUCCGUCUCAACUCUAGCAUGCUAAAGUUUGAUGAAGCAAAAGUCCUUGUACGGGAACUGGACUGGAAAAUGUCGUGGCCUCCGCCCGUGGGUACACAUGAUGCAUCUGAUCCAAGUUCGAUAUACUUUUGGUCUGCAAGUGAAAUCAAGGAGGCUGAGCAAGCCACACUACUAUUUGCUGCAGAUGUUAUUUACAGUGACGAUCUCACCGAUUUGUUCUUCGACACAGUGAGGCAGCUCAUGUCACGUGGUGCCAAGAAGGUGCUGUACUUGACCCUGGAGAAGAGAUACAACUUCAGCCUGGACGAACUAGACGUCGUGGCCAAUGGUUACAAGCAUUUCCGAAGCUUCUUCACGGUUCAAGAUGGAUGUGGAGGCCAGGAUAAUGCUACACUGAAACCAGGCCUCGUGGGGGAGCAGAUAGACCUUGCGAGGGUUCCUCAGUACAUCAGGGAAUAUGACAGAGGCAAGGAUCCGGAGAUGUGGAAGCUCAUGUACUGUCCAGACUAA